Auxenochlorella protothecoides is the source of this 321-nucleotide messenger RNA. RefSeq lists its product as hypothetical. The record is from RefSeq and is a predicted model, not a curated record. Bases 1 to 321 code for a protein of 106 amino acids. The transcript is spliced from 3 exons. Lineage: Eukaryota; Viridiplantae; Chlorophyta; Trebouxiophyceae; Chlorellales; Chlorellaceae.
AUGGGCCAGCGGUGGAGCAGGGACAGCGACGAUGGCGAGGAACUGACAUCUGGUGUUCGGAUCACCAAGGAGCUCCUCGACCAACUAGAUGGCAAGGUGGUGCCCGUGCAGGCCCCGCCUCGCCCCAGCGCGUCUCUUGCCGUCAGGCCACCUGCCGAGGAUGUCAGGGCAGUGGAGCGGGAGGCCAAGCACGAUCAGCAGCUGGCACAUGCCCUGGAGCGUAGCCGGCGUGUGGGGCGCCUGCUUCUGAAGACGGAAGAGGCUGAGCUGGGGUCCAUCACCCGACUGGCUGACGAGCUCCUUGCCAGCGAGUACAAGUGA